CGCCCGAAUCCCAAAUGUCACUUCUUCUUCUUCUCAAACCUUCUUCUUCUCCCCAUUCGUAUUCCUUCUUACCGCUAUACUUAUUAAAUCCUUUCAACCACAACAACAACAACAACAGAGCUUCCAUGCUCAAGAGACUACUGCUCUACUCCACCUCUAUCCAUUUCCGUCGCUCGUUGCUCUCUCUCAACAAUUCUAUCACAACUCCACAUCCAUUAAUUCUCACCUCCACAUCCACAUCUCCUUAUUCACCUCCGCCACUGAUAAGCCGUCGACGCAUUCACUCUCUUAGGCUCCUCGCCAUGGCUGAAGGAACCCUGAAGCCAUCACAAGCUCACAAGCACACCAACCGUCUCGCCAAAGAGCAUAGCCCUUACCUUCUCCAACACGCUCAUAAUCCGGUUGAUUGGUAUCCAUGGGGAGAGGAAGCAUUCGAGAAAGCGCGACGGAAAGACAUGCCAAUCUUCUUGUCCAUUGGAUAUAGCACCUGCCACUGUUGGGUGCUACUGCUCAGGUGCCAUGUUAUGGAAGUGGAAUCUUUCGAGGACGAAGAAGUUGCAAAGUUGCUAAAUGACUGGUUUGUUAGUAUCAAGGUGGAUCGAGAAGAGCGACCGGAUGUUGAUAAGGUAUACAUGACGUAUGUGCAAGCGCUUUAUGGUGGUGGUGGUUGGCCAUUGAGCGUUUUUCUUUCACCUGAUUUGAAGCCGUUAAUGGGUGGAACAUACUUCCCACCAGAGGACAAGUAUGGACGGCCUGGUUUUAAAACCAUAAUCAGGAAAGUGAAAGAUGCUUGGGAGACCAAAAGGGAGAUGCUUGUAAAAGGCGGAGCCUAUGCAAUAGAACAACUGGCAGAAGCCUUGUCCAAAAGUGUCACUCUUAAUACGCCAACAGAUGGACUCUCACAACAUGCUUUACAUUUGUGCGCUGAACAGCUUGCUGGAAGUUAUGAUCCAGAGUUUGGUGGGUUUGGCUCUUCUCCAAAGUUUCCUAGACCUGUAGAGAUUCAGUUGAUGUUUUAUCACUCAAAGAAGCUGGAGGAAGCUGGGAAGUCAUCUGAGGCAAAUAGAAGUUUGAAAAUGGUGCUCUUUAGUCUGCAGUGUAUGGCCAGAGGUGGCAUCCAUGAUCACAUUGGAGGUGGUUUUCAUAGAUACAGUGUUGAUGAGUGCUGGCAUGUUCCACACUUUGAAAAGAUGUUGUAUGAUCAGGGCCAGAUUGCUAAUGUUUAUUUGGAUGCAUUUUCAAUCACAAAAGAUACCUUUUAUUCUUCUGUUGCUCGGGAUAUCCUUGACUAUUUGAGGAGAGAUAUGAUAGGAGAGGAAGGUGAAAUAUAUUCAGCAGAAGAUGCAGAUAGUGCUGAAUUUGAGGGUGCUCCAAGAAAAAAGGAAGGAGCCUUCUACAUUUGGACAAGUCAAGAGGUUGAGGAUAUAGUUGGAGAACAUGCAAAUCUUUUCAUGGAUCAUUAUUAUAUUAAACUAUCAGGCAACUGUGACCUUUCAAGGAUGAGUGAUCCUCACAAUGAAUUCAAGGGGGAAAAUGUUCUAAUAGAGAGGAAUGAUACUUCUGCAAUGGCAUCAAAGCAUAAUAUGUCCAAGGAUGAAUAUUUAGAUGUACUAGGUGCAUGCAAAAGAAAGCUUUUUGAUUUCAGAUCAAAACGACCACGACCACAUUUGGAUGAUAAGGUAAUUGUUUCAUGGAACGGACUUGCAAUUUCAGCCUUUGCAAGAGCUUCCCAAAUUCUCAGGGGAGAAGCUGAAAUGACCAAAUUCAAUUUUCCUGUUCUUGGUUGCAAUCCCAAGGAGUACCUUGAAGUUGGAGAAAAAGCAGCAUCUUUUAUCAGGAGGCACCUUUAUGAUGAGCAGGCACACAGGCUACAGCACAGCUUCCGGAAUGGUCCAUCUAGAGCACCUGGAUUUCUAGAUGAUUAUGCCUUCUUAAUUUCAGGGUUGCUUGAUCUGUAUCAGUUUGGUGGUGGGAUCAACUGGCUAUCAUGGGCAAUUGAGCUACAGGAUACCCAGGAUGAAUUGUUUCUCGAUAGAGAGGGAGGCGGCUAUUUUAACACUCCUGGUGAAGAUCCUUCUGUUCUCCUCCGUGUAAAAGAAGAUCAUGAUGGGGCAGAACCAUCUGGAAACUCGGCAUCAAUGAUCAACCUCAUAAGAUUGGCCUCCAUGGCUGCCACAAGCAAGUCCGACCAAUACAAGCAGACAGCACAGCAUCUUCUGGCGGUUUUUGAAUCAAAAUUAAAAGACACUGCAAUAGCUGUCCCCUUGAUGUGCUGUGCAGCAGACAUGUUUUCUGUUCUUUCCAUGAAACAAGUUGUGCUGGUUGGCCGUAAGCCAUCUACCGAAUUUGAUGAUAUGAUUGCAUCUGUUCAUUCAACAUACGACCCAAGCAGAAUUGUUAUUCACAUAGACUCAAGCAACCAAGAAGAAAUGCAGUUCUGGGAAGGUUACAACGAGAACAUUGCCCUCGUGGCAAAGAACAGAACUUCCCCAGAGAAGGUGGUUGCUCUUGUCUGCCAGAAGUUCACAUGCAGUUCUCCCAUCACUGAUCCCGAACUUCUCAAGACCUUGCUCAAGUAGAUAGAUAUUGAAGCAUGUUGUUUUCAAAACGAUUUAUCAUGCGGACAAGCGGCACAGCCUACUGAGCUGCCGAGUUAGUGUUUAUGUUGCUAUCUACUAGACUAUGUCUGGUCAUUUAUGAAGGGACGAAGCUGGGUAAGGAGGAUUUACAUUUCAUACCUCAUACAUAUUGUAGAUAGUACAGCUCAGUUUGACAGUUAUACCAUACCUAUAUGUAUGUUGUUUGAAUGCUAUGUCGACUUUUGACGACUAAUCUAAAUACCAACAUAUUUAUACCACCCAAUCACCUCAGUGAUCUGAUUAGCCAAACCCCAUACAGUUGGGAUAAGGGUUAGGAUGAUCACGAUGACGACGACUUAGUGACCUGAUGUAUGAUGUACUGAUGUACUUGUGUAUCUAUAGAUUGACAUUCAAUUAAGACA
Messenger RNA from Nelumbo nucifera (sacred lotus), 3001 nucleotides. Lineage: Eukaryota; Viridiplantae; Streptophyta; Magnoliopsida; Proteales; Nelumbonaceae. The record is from RefSeq and is a predicted model, not a curated record.